AUGAGGAUCCCCCGCAACUUGCCCCACCAUUUGCUGGCGCGAAUAACCUUCAGUCCGCCGCCGCUGCUGUCAGUCGAGGCCCAGUGGAUCUACGAUAACUUCAAACAGCUCGCGCCGCUCGAGCUUUUCCGCUUUAAGCCCACCCUGUUAGUGCCCCAUGGCGAGGCGCUAGAGGUGGUCUACGCCCCAUCCUAUAAGUCUCGAGUCAUCGGCAAUCUACUUGAACACGAGCCCACCGUGGUGGAAAAUGAAAAUAGUGACGAUGCCGCCAACCAGCUAAAGAUUUUGGACCAGAUAAAGCUGCUUGUGGCCAUCCCUCGCUACCCUUACAUCGAGGACGAUGACCGCUAUUUUGAUGGUACGGUGGAGGUGCCAUUCGCUCACAAUCUAGCGAAGCAUGGGUCUCAUUUGGCAGGCACUUAUGAGCUUACCCACCUGAACAUCAAGUCUCCUUUUAUUGAGUUUACCACUAAGGACAACCGCGACCAUAUUCGCAAAGCGAUGCGCCACAACUUCACCAAAUUCCAUAAGUUUGCCGAUAUCAAAGUGCUCAAAGGAGUAAGCUUUCCCGACGACCCUAAGGCGUUUGGGUUUGUCGAUGAAGAGAUCGAGCCAGUGGAGUUUAAGGCUACUCCAUGGGUACCACAAAACCUCAAGGACCCUUACGACUGA
This is a messenger RNA of Diutina rugosa, 672 nucleotides long. RefSeq lists its product as uncharacterized. The record is from RefSeq and is a predicted model, not a curated record. Lineage: Eukaryota; Fungi; Ascomycota; Pichiomycetes; Serinales; Debaryomycetaceae. The transcript has a single exon. The coding region runs from base 1 to 672 and encodes 223 amino acids.